AGAUCACUCUAGCCUCCUCAUAAUCCGGUUGGUCGAAGUGCCCUUCAGAAACGAAGAUCAAGAAGAUUAUGCGCGAGACAACAGUAGAGAGUCUCAGCCAUCGCAGAAAUUCUCCAGGUGAGAAGAUCCGUACACUGCCGCGGAAGGUGAGGAGAUUGGUCAAAGACACCUGGAGUGCACAUCUCCUACAACAAAGCGAUGUCACGCACUCACUGAAGCCUACCACAUGGUGACUCAUGGAACAGAGUUUAAGAUCCGACGGGAUGGAAGGUCUUGCACAACAGCUCAGCAAGUUACCAGGUUUGCAGACUUCCACGAUCCAUGCCGAACUUUCGUCAAAUACGCAAUCGGCUAGCGCUGGCUUUGGACCAGUCAGAGACAAGAACGAGGUGGGGUCGCCCUUGAAUAGUCGCACAGAGGAUUACUUGGAAAGCUCUAGCACGCUCAUCCUAAAUCCUUAUUAAUGUGUCGAACUAGGAUGCGAAUGGAAAGUGGACUUA
Fomitiporia mediterranea MF3/22 is the source of this 500-nucleotide messenger RNA. RefSeq lists its product as uncharacterized. Lineage: Eukaryota; Fungi; Basidiomycota; Agaricomycetes; Hymenochaetales; Hymenochaetaceae. The annotation marks the transcript as partial. The transcript has 2 exons. The record is from RefSeq and is a predicted model, not a curated record.